Messenger RNA from Sardina pilchardus (European sardine), 1183 nucleotides. It is a transcript of the gene tmtopsa, whose product is annotated as teleost multiple tissue opsin a. NCBI's taxonomy places the organism in Eukaryota, Metazoa, Chordata, Actinopteri, Clupeiformes, Clupeidae. Gene Ontology annotation, cellular component: plasma membrane; photoreceptor outer segment. Gene Ontology annotation, biological process: cellular response to light stimulus; visual perception; G protein-coupled receptor signaling pathway. Bases 1 to 1167 code for a protein of 388 amino acids. The transcript is spliced from 4 exons. Gene Ontology annotation, molecular function: G protein-coupled photoreceptor activity. The record is from RefSeq and is a predicted model, not a curated record.
AUGAUCGUGUCCAACCUCAGCCUCAGCACUUGCGCACGGUCUAAGAGCGUGUUGUGCUCCAGUGCCGGGGACGGAUUUUUAGAGGCUACUUCAAAUCGCACCCUCAGCCCGACAGGGCACCUGGUAGUCGCGGUGUGUCUGGGGUUCAUAGGAACUUUUGGAUUCCUUAACAACCUGCUGGUGCUCGUGCUGUUCUGCCGCUACAAACUGCUGCGUUCCCCCAUCAAUCUGCUGCUGAUUAAUAUAUCCUUCAGUGAUCUUCUGGUGUGUGUGUUGGGAACUCCGUUCAGCUUCGCCGCUAGCACUCAAGGACGAUGGCUUAUCGGGGAACGCGGCUGUGUGUGGUACGCUUUCGCCAAUACACUGUUCGGCAUCGUGUCCCUGAUAUCCCUGGCCGUGCUGUCAUACGAGCGCUACAGCACCAUGCUGGGACCCACCGAGGCCGACUCCACCAACUACAGGAAAGUGGCCUUCGGCGUGGCGCUGUCCUGGGUCUACUCCCUGGUCUGGACCAUCCCGCCGCUGUUCGGCUGGAGCAAGUACGGCCCGGAAGGUCCAGGCACCACCUGUUCCGUGAACUGGACGGGCAAAACGACCAACAACAUCUCCUACAUCAUCUGUCUGUUCAUCUUCUGUCUUCUCGUCCCCUUCGUCGUCAUAGUGUUCUGCUACGGGAAGCUGCUGUAUGCAAUAAAACAGGUGAGUGGCGUGAACAGAGCGCUGGGUCGUAAACGUGAGCAGCGCGUCCUGGCCAUGGUCAUUAUCAUGGUGGUGUGCUACCUGGUCUGUUGGCUGCCCUACGGCAUCAUGGCUCUCCUGGCCACCUUUGGUCCUCCAGGCCUGAUAACGCCCGAGGCCAGCAUCGUCCCCUCCGUCCUGGCCAAGACCAGCACGGUCAUCAACCCCGUCAUCUACAUAUUCAUGAACAAGCAGUUCUACCGGUGUUUCCGUGCCAUGCUGAAGUGUGAGACGCCUGAGCGUGGGUCCAGCAUCAGGAGCACUUCCCGCGCGAACAAGCAGAGCAUGAGAGUGCUACGGCGCACCAACGACAACAACUGCACCGCGGGGCCCGCCACCACCGCUCUGCCCAACCAGCUGGAGGGACCGCCUUCCUCGGACGCCAGCAAACUCGCCAAAGUGUCACUGGUGGCACAUUACAAUGAAUGAAUAGCGGCCAGAAAGG